Meleagris gallopavo (turkey) is the source of this 825-nucleotide messenger RNA. Lineage: Eukaryota; Metazoa; Chordata; Aves; Galliformes; Phasianidae. The record is from RefSeq and is a predicted model, not a curated record.
UGCGGGGCUGAGGUGGCCGAGGCCCCACGGUUGUCCCUGUCCCGCAGGCUGCGGCGUGCCUGCCAUCACGCCCGUCAUCCGCGGCUACAACCGCAUCGUCAACGGGGAGCCGGCGGUGCCCCGGGUCCUGGCCCUGGCAGGUGUCCCCUGCAGCGCUAUGGCAACUUCCACUUCUGUGGUGGGUCGCUGAUCAGCGAGGAAUGGGUGGUCACCGCUGCCCACUGUGGGGUCAGGACCACCGACACCGUGGUGCUGGGCGAGUACGACCAGGAGACGGCCUCCAGUGAUGUGCAGAGGUUGGGCGUCGCCAAGGUCUUCCGGAACCCCAACUACAGCGCGCUGACCAUCCGCAACGACAUCGCGCUGAUCAAGCUGGCCACCCCAGCGCAGCUGAACGCCCGCGUGGCGCCCGUCUGCCUGCCCCAGGCCACCGACGACUUCCCCGGGGGCCUGACCUGCGUCACCACGGGCUGGGGGCUCCUCAACGCCAACGAUGCAAACACGCCGGCCAUCCUGCAGCAAGCGGCCCUUCCCCUGCUCACCAACGCGCAGUGCAAGCAGUACUGGGGCUUCCGCAUCUACGACGUGAUGGUGUGCGCCGGGGCCGAUGGAGCCUCCUCCUGCUCGGGUGACUCCGGGGGCCCGCUGGUGUGCCAGAAGGACGGCGCCUGGACGCUGGUGGGCAUCGUCUCGUGGGGCAGCAGCACCUGCUCCACCUCUGUGCCCGCUGUCUACGCUCGUGUCACCGAGCUCCGCGAAUGGAUCGACUCCGUGCUGGCGGCCAACUGAGUCCCAAAUAAAGUUCCUCUCCCCUAAGAUGUCUUU